AUGGAUAGUGAAAAAUUAAAAUAUUGGGAAGCGGAUGGAAACAGUUCAUUGACUAUAUCCAACAAUUGUGCUAAACAUGGAGAGGAUAGUUUAAGAUGGUCAUGGGAAGGAUCAACAAAUGCAUCUAUUAUAUACACGAAUCCAGAUUUAUUUCAUGCAUUAAAUAUUAAAGCAAACAAAUGUUUAGCAUUUUGGUUAAAUAGUAGACAACAAUCGUAUGAACCGUUGUUUGUAGAAUUUCGAACGUCGGACGAGCAAAUUAUUGAUAAAAUAUGGUUUCAUGUUAAUUUUAUUGGUUGGAGACCAUUAGGUAUACGCUACAAUUUGAUUGAUAGUUUGAAGCAACAAUCUCAUCAAAUUCAUAGUGUCAAGUUUAUCUCUCCAUCAUCACUUGAAAAUGGGAUAUAUUAUAUAAAUGCGCCAAAUUUUGAAUUUAAUCAUUCAGGUCCAAAAGCCGAUUAUCAGCAACCAUGGCAAAAUGAUGUUAAAAAAUUGGCUGAUCCAUCUCUUUCUUUGUACAGUGAGACAAACAUAACUUACAAUCGUCCAUGGUUAACAAACACAAAAUAUCCUGAUGAAGUGACAGAGGAUGACAUUGCCAGUAUAAAAAAGCUAAAAGAUCGUUGGUUAAAACCACCUCCUUAUAAUUCAUGGUCAGCUGGAACAAAACCUGAACCAUUAGAAAAACUACAAGGAUUAUGUGCAAAAUACAAUAUUAGACGCAAUGAGGAAAAUUUUAUUACUGGCAUACCACUUGGAAAAGGAGGUUUUUAUUCGCCUACAAAUGCUCUAGAUCUUCAACCAUUUUUAGUUGGACCAUUUAAAAAGGCUGCAAUCUCAUUUUGUUCAUAUAAAGAUAAGAGUAGUGCGGAAGCACAAGCAACAUGGAAUUUAUUUAUAGAUUUAAGUGAUUAUUUACUUGAACAAGGUUGGAGUGAAGGAAAUGGAAAUAUGGAAGGAAAUCUUGAUAUAGGUUAUGAAAUUAGAAAUUUUCCGAGUUGUCUCUUUUAUGUUCGUGAUUCAUUACAAGAAGCUGGCCGUCUUCAUUCUGUUAUAUGCGCUGCACUAUGGAUUAUGUAUGGUCAUCUAUUACUGGAGGAAAAGCCAUCUGUUAUGGAUACUGAUAUCAUUCAUAAUUAUCUAUUAAAUUGUCUUACACUCAUAUUAUGUAUACCGGAUACACACGAAAUACAUCAACGUUUACAUUCAUUCACAUAUCUAAUCGAAUAUGUACUUGAAAAACUGAUUCAUGAUCCUGUAGCACUUGACGGCUUAGUUCAUCACCACUGGAUGUCUCAUUUUGAUUAUGCAAGUUAUAGUUUACCGGAUAUUAUCAAAAUUGGCUCAGUCUUCAAUGAUACUGAAUUUCAUUUUUCUGAUAAUGUUCGACGUAUUAUAAGACGUAGUGCGUACGCAGUUAAUUUUUGUCUUGUAGAUGCAGAGAAAAUUCCGCCUAAUGUAGCCGCAAGAGCAGGUAAACCAACGGUAUGUAAUGGUCUUAAUAUGAUUAAAACUUGUGUAAGUGUAUGUGAUGAUAAUCAUACAUAUGAUCCGUUCUUAGCUGGUGUUCUCAUUGGUCUAUGCAGUAAAACAGACAAAACAAUUGCACCUUAUAUUCGAGAUGGUAUUGAUGUUAUCGAACUUGAUGGUCAUCUAACAUUGAAUAGUACAGCGGGUGCUAUUCAUCGUCGUGCAAAACAAUUUUAUGUAUCAAUUGUCGGAAUGGGUAAAAACCGUCGUGGAUUAGAAAUUUAUGGAUGGUUAUCCGAUACAAAUAAUUAUGGUAUUUAUGCAAGAAAUUGUUCAAUAUUCAUAGUACCAGCUGAUAAUGAAGGAAAAAUUAAAUAUGAAAAUGCUAGAUGCGAUGUCGCCGGUUGGAAUCCCAGUCAUUGGCCAGGCACAACUAGUUUAUUGCGUCCACGAAUCGAAUUAUUUGAAAGUUACUGUAAUCUCACAGCAAAAAAUUGGUUUGCUGGUGGAACAUCGAUUGAUGGUCGCGAUGGUAUGUGGUCAUGUGAUUUUAAUGUAUGGGAUAUAAAAUUUAAACGUUCUGUUUAUUGCUUUGAUAAUCGUAUAACUGUUUUAACCAGUGAUAUUGAUUUUGUGAGUAAUAGUAGUAGUGCUUAUCCCAGGAUAACUACAUUGUUUCAGUCAAGUUAUUCAAAUAUUAACACACCAUUAUAUUUAAAUAGUUCAGACGUGAUACAAACAUUUCCGUUUGAAGAAACCUAUGAGUUAAAUGAAAAUAAAGUCCAUACCAUUACCGAUAAUUGCCAAAUAUCAUAUUAUUUACAUCCAAAUUUAAAUCAACAACCGAUGAAACUAAAGUUAAAAUGUUCUGAACAAGAAAUGAUCUAUAUAAAUCAAUUUUAUUUAAUUGAUCCAAAACAAAAUCCCAUUCUUGAUAUGAAACAAAAGAAGUUUAAAGAACCAAAAUUAGUAGAUAAUGAAAAAUAUUUUAAAUUAACAAAAGAAAAUUAUGCACUCGGCUACGUUGAACACAUGGAACGAAAUGAAAUGUUUAUCUAUACAAUUUUAUUGAAUUCAACUAAUGAACAAGUCAAACAAUGGACAGAACAAUUUGAAACUACAACGACAAAUGAUAAUCCAUGGGCAAAUGAUGAACAAAUUUUACCACCGUUAAUUGUACUCAAACAAGAUAUAAAUACUCAUAUAUUCUAUGAUCGUGAUACAGAUACAACAUGUUAUACAUUAUUCAAUGUCGAUAAAGCAAAUUCAUCUGCUAUACUUGAUAAAGGUUUUAUUCUAUCGAUUAGUCAACCUUGUACAGUAAUAAUACGUGGUCGGAUACCAACAUUAUCAUGUAGCAUAGCAACAACAGAUUUUAACCGUAAAGAACCACUUGAAUUUAUUUUACGUGGACAAUGGACCAAUGUAAAAUUGUUAAGUGAUGAUGAAAAUCAUACUGUUACUAUUGAAUUAGACACAUCGAUGCCAGACACAAAACCCGUGACAAAUGCACGACAAGUGUUUAUUUCCUCUCGAUGUUUGUUGAAAUCAACAACAUACAAUUAUACAUCUAUACGAUGUAUACUAUUUUGGUACGGCAAUUGGAAACGUGAAUUGUACCGAACACCGGAAGACGCUCUCCGUACUGAUGAAUUGAGGAAAAAACGAAAAUCAUUUUCAGCUAUAAUCCGAGAAGGUUUGCUUGGGCCUAUGAUAAAACAAAUUAUAUGGCCGGAACUAAAGACACAGUUAAAACAAAUUCGUCCAUUGAGUUUCAGACCAGCCUUUAAUCAUAAUGAUUAUGUAUAUAUUCAUAAUUUUGCUGAUAAUGAAGAAAUUAAGAAGUGGACAGUUCGGACAGAUCUUGAUGAAAAAGUUGGAAAAUCGACAGCUGAAAUACUGCCGAGUGGUCAUGGUUCACUACUGUUUCGUGGUAAUAUUAGUACCGAGAUAAUUAAUCAUGAAACAUUAUAUAAUAAAAGUGGAUUUGCCAUUAUGGCUAGUGAACGUCUACAAGGAUAUUUAUUUAUGCCAAAAUUGCGUCAACAAUGGAAAAAUUUUAGUCACUUUUUAAUACGUUUACGUGGUGAUGGACGAACGUAUGAAUUACGCGCACAUACACCCGGCUUAGAUAAUACAAAAUGGUCUUAUAUGCAUUCAAUGAUCUUAUAUACGCGUGGUGGACCCUAUUGGCAAACAGCGAAAAUACCAUUUUCAAAAUUAUUUCGUAACAACAUGGGACGUGUAGUAGAUGUACAGACAAAAUUUAAUCCGUAUCUUUGUACACAAUUGAGUAUUGCUGUAGCAGACUACGUUGAUGGACCAUUCGAGUUAGAAAUAUCACAUAUUAGUUUAUUAAGAGAUGAAAAAUAUGCGUAUGAUGAUUUUGCCUAUGAAAGUUAUCAAGCACCGCCAUUCACAACAAUGGCACAAUAA
This is a messenger RNA of Didymodactylos carnosus, 3906 nucleotides long. The record is from the annotation of a GenBank genome assembly. Lineage: Eukaryota; Metazoa; Rotifera; Eurotatoria; Philodinida; Philodinidae.